Messenger RNA from Pelobates fuscus (common spadefoot toad), 2824 nucleotides. It is a transcript of the gene TACC3, whose product is annotated as transforming acidic coiled-coil containing protein 3. The record is from RefSeq and is a predicted model, not a curated record. NCBI's taxonomy places the organism in Eukaryota, Metazoa, Chordata, Amphibia, Anura, Pelobatidae. Gene Ontology annotation, cellular component: cytoplasm. Gene Ontology annotation, biological process: cell population proliferation; mitotic spindle organization; cerebral cortex development. The transcript is spliced from 16 exons. The coding region runs from base 54 to 2783 and encodes 909 amino acids.
GCCGCAGAGAGGCAUCCAGGCGUGCGGACCGGUACAGACCAGCAGCCGACAGAAUGAGUGUGCAACUUAUAUAUGACGAGAAUGUCAGAAGUGAUUUAACAGCAGAGUCUUGUGACUUCCUGCUCAUUGCUCCUCAGCCUACCGGGAGGCCCUCUAUUCUCCGUCCAUCACAGAAAGAUAAUCUGCCACCGAAAGAUGCUGCAAAGAGCAUUAAGGUAACAUUUCAGACUCCGAUGAGAGAUCCACAGACUCGCAAGAUUGUUACUUCCAGCAUUGAAGGCAAGGUGGAGGCAGUUACACUGGAGGACUGCACACAAGCUUUGCAGAAGCUUCACCUGUCAGUCACUGAUGCAAAUUGCACUUCAAAUCCUGGAGACCACAGUAUAAACUGUGAUCAAACCGCUCUCCCAGAUGAUGAAAUACCAGUUAAAAGCAUGGGUGCUUAUAAUAUUGAUUUUGAUAAACUGGAUGAGACGAAUCCAUUCAAGAGCACUACUCUGAUGCAGAAUUCACCUGUAAAAUCCGAAUGCAGUUUUAUUAAAGAUGUGGCCUGUUACCCUGAUUCUUCUUGUUUGGAGGAUAAAACCCUGUCUGAAUCAGCUGCAGGAAAACAAGAUUCAUUUGUGAAAUCUUUAAGCACUUCUCCAACACAUGUGGACUCCCCAGUAACUGUUCGUUUAGACAAUGAAAGCUUCAACACAUCUGGAAAAAGCACACUAGAAGACACACUUCCUUUAACAACCAGAGAUUCUAAUUCUUCUCUCACAGUAUCAAAUAAAGAAACCACCAGUAACCUUGACAAGGUGACUGAAUCUGAUUUGGAUGUUUAUCCCUCAAAAGACAAUGCAGUUGAUGCUGUAAGUGUCAACCCAAUUACUGAAUCUAUAGAAUUAGAGGUUCCAAGUUCUCCACCUCUUCCCAAGUCCUCCUACAAAUUUGACCCAGAUCAAAUAGACAUGAUUGAUCCAUUUAAUACUGGAGGCGCGAAACUGAAAGAGUCACCUAUAAAAUCUUCUCCGGGAGAUGCAAGUGAUGACAAUGCUGGACCAGUGAAGUUGGAAUUUAAUUUUGGUGAAGGUGAUCCUCCUGUCAAAAAGCCUCCACCUAGGAAACUUGGUAAACGACCUACUCUUAGUUCUUCCAAAAAACAGUCUGGGAAUGCAGAAAAAACAGCUGAAAAACCAAAGGUGAAAGCUGUUGAGAAACCAUUGGAAGAGGAAGUUAUUGUGCCAAAGGCAGCUUACAACUUUGAUUGGGAGAAGUUUGAUGAUCCAAAUUUUAACCCUUUUGCCUCUGGAGGUUCAAAGAUUUGCACCACUCUUACAACCUCAACUGUCAAAAAUGACUUGACACCAAGCAAAGAAGACAGUCAUCCAAAGGUGGAAUGCCAAGAUUCAGACAUGGUGCAAAGUGACAAACUUGUAAUGGAUCAAGCCGAAGCUAACUAUCUAAAUGAGACCGGGCUUGUUCAGACCCCUCAGUCUGAAGCAGAAUCUAUAGUUCUAUGCAAUUCAGACUCCGGUAUUCAAAAUGAAACAAAGGUGGCAGAAACUAUUGUAAACCCAGUAAGUGAUGGCAAGGAAGUCUUGGUUUGGGAUGAAAAACCUUUACCAAAUGAACCGGACUUGCCAAUCCCUCAAGAUGUGACCUUAAGCCCAAGUAACGACCCAGAACUAUUGGAUGCAGAAUUUAAGCCUGCUACAGAUUAUGAUUUUUUGAUGAUGGGGGAAAUGGAUUUUAAACCUGCUACAGAAUUUUUUCCUUCUACAGCAGGUUUGGGUCAGUCAGCAGAAAUGGACUAUCUUGAAAGUUUUGGCUCUUCUACAUUCAAGGAGUCUGCCCUCCGAAAGCAGUCUCUGUAUUUGAAAUUCGAUCCUUUGUUGAGGGAAUCUCCAAAGAAGACUGCUCCUGCUGGUGCUGAGUUCUGUGUCCAAGUACCCAUGAAGAACAGUUCAGAGCUGUUUGGGACCAUGUCAGAGGCAACCCUAUUCCCUAUUCCGUUUCAUGAAACAGAAGAAAAACCUGAAGGGCUGGAUCUCUUGGGGACAUUUACAGCUACAAAUUCUGGUCCCUUAAUCCCAGAUCCGCCACUAGGUGCUUCAACCUCCGAUCCUUACCCCUUAAUUUCAGACUUUGGGUCAAUUGUUGAAGUCCUUAAGUAUAGCCAGAAGGAUAUGGAUGCAGCUAUUGAUAAUGUGCGGUUGGAGGUUCAAGAAAAGGAGCUUGAGGUUGAGGAAUGGAAACACAAACAUGAGAAACUGUAUCUGGAAUAUAUUGAGAUGGGGAAAAUAAUUGCUGAAUUUGAAAGCACAAUAACACAGAUGCUGGAGGAUUCUCAGAGACAAAAAGAAUUGACAAAACAAGAAUUACAAAAAGUUUUGGAAGAGAAGCAACAAGUACAGAUGGACUUAAAUUCUAUGGAAAAGUCUUUCUCUGACCUUUUCAAAAGAUUUGAGAAGCAGAAAGAAAUACUUGAUGGCUAUCGCAAGAAUGAGGAGACUUUGAAGAAAUGUGUUGAAGAUUACCAUUUAAGAAUCAAAAAGGAAGAGCAGCGGUAUCAAGCACUUAAAGCACACGCAGAAGAGAAAUUGAAUCGUGCAAAUGAAGAAAUUGCUCAAGUGCGAAAUAAAGCAAAGAGUGAGACAGUUGUCUUACAAGCCACCUUGCGUAAAGAGCAAAUGAAGAUCCAGUCACUGGAGCGCUCCCUGGAACAAAAGGCAAAAGAAAUUGAGGAACUGACAAAAAUAUGCGAUGAUCUGAUAUUAAAAAUGGAGAAAAUCUGACCUGGCUCCCCUAACUUUUAUUUCUAAAUUCCUCUUCUUCU